Diospyros lotus (date-plum) is the source of this 2216-nucleotide messenger RNA. RefSeq lists its product as uncharacterized. The transcript is spliced from 8 exons. The record is from RefSeq and is a predicted model, not a curated record. Lineage: Eukaryota; Viridiplantae; Streptophyta; Magnoliopsida; Ericales; Ebenaceae. The coding region runs from base 853 to 1752 and encodes 299 amino acids.
CAUCCCCACCCCCACCCCCCCAACCCAAAAAACCCAAAAUCAAAAUUGAAAAAUUAAAAAAAUGAAAUCAAAUUGAAACACCAGCAGGCAACAACUACAAGAGUAAACAAAAUCAUAUAUAUUCUCAGAAACACCCCCCCACAAACCCUAAAAUUCCCCUUCUUCCCAUUCUGUUCCUGCUCCCCCAUUGGCUGAGUUUCAUGGAAUACUAUUAUUGUUGUUGUUGUGAGCAUAUACAGCCAAAUCAAAAGCAGAGCAAAAAGUAGUGAGUGAUGAGAUAGAAAAGGCAGCAGAGCCAAUUAGGGCUCCGUCGGAAAGUUUAUGCACUUAUAAAAAGGUAUCCCCUUCUCUCCCUCUUCUCUCCUACCCAAUUUAGGGUUCUUCGUUAUCUGUUACUUUUAUUGGGAGCUGGGUUCUCUUUUGUUUGUGCGUGUGUUUUUGUUGGUUCUUAUGGAUUUUCCAAGGAUGGAGCUGCUUUGGUCUUGUUCUGCCGUGGAUUUUAAGGCGGAGCUGGUCUUUGGCCUAGUGGUAUGAAUUUUGGUUCAGGGUUUUGAAUCUGGGGUUUUGUUUGGUUAUCUCUGGUUUGAGUUUUCGAUUAUUGAGCUGGAAUCUUUGUUAGACCACGAGCCCUGGAGUUUUGAGAAGUUAAAGUGGUCGAGCUUUUGGAAUCUUGAGCAGUGCCUUGUGUUGAGGGAUCUAGGUGGACUUACUUUUCUAAUAAUAGUUGAGUUUCUAAUCUUCACACGAGGCGGAGGUUUUACGCUAUGUGAAGAGUUCACGACGCUGUGGUUGCUCUCUUGGGAAGUUUAGGAGGGUUGAGAAUUGGUAGCUGUUGAGGAAAUUGGGGCGGAAAUGGCAGCUGAAUCGAACUCGGGCUUUCGCCAUGAGGGAGUUUUGGGCUCUGCUUUGAGCCGGCACGCAAUUUCGUUCCAGUCGGGAGCUAUAAACAGCACAUCUGAGAUGAUCCCGAUGGCCAAUUACUAUGGGGUAAACACUACAGUAGGCAUGAUGUUUUCUGGAAAUUCAAGCAUCAUUAACAACAAUCCGAGAGUAACUCAGGCUGGGAGUUCUUCUGGUUCUCUUCUUCUGGAUUCUGUGCCAGGGCUCAAGCAUGACACAGGUUUGGCUGUGGAGUGGUCUCUUGAUGAGCAGUGCAAGUUGCAGGAUGGACUUGAAAAAUUUGCGGGUGAACCCAGUAUCAUGAAGUACAUUAAGAUUGCAGCAACAUUGCAUGAUAAGACCGUACGUGAUGUGGCUUUGAGGUGUAGGUGGAUGACGAGAAAGCGAAGGAAACCAGAGGAAUAUAAUUCAGGGAAGAAAGUAAACAGCAGGAAGGAUAAAUUGGUUGAGUCAUCCUCCAAGGCAAAUGUAUCUUCAUUUUCACCAUCUAGUAUGGCUGCACAUUCUUUGAUUAUGAACCAUCUGGACCACAGUGAAACUUUACCUUCUGAAGGAUUAAGUGGUAGAACAAGGCAUCUUUUGGAGCAAAAUAAUCAAGUUCUUAGUCAAAUUUCUGCAAAUCUUUCUGCAUUUAAGUUGCAGGAUAAUAUUGACCUCUUUUUUCGCACAAGGAACAAUAUAGCUAUCAUCCUAAACGAUAUGAGUGAAAUGGCUGGCAUAAUGAGUCAGAUGCCACCACUGCCUGUAUCCAUAAAUGAGGAACUUGCAAAUAGUAUAUUGCCUAAUACAUCCCAGGCAAUGAUAUUUGGCUCAGCAAGUGGGAUUCAUCUGAAGCAGGAGCCCGGAUGCUAAUAGCAAAUCCUUGUGAUCGAGUUUGACUUGUCGGUCUGUGUAAGUACAAAAAUUUUUCUGCUGUAAAUGCGCAAGAAGAUAGUAGGGAGUCUUUCAUCCAUGUACAAACAUGCACAUCAACAUAUUGGGUCCGGUGAUGAGAAAAUUUGUAGAGAGAAUCACAUUUUUGGAAGCUGAAAAUUCUACCUUAUGGAUAGUGAAGUCCAAGCACCAACAAUAAUAAGUGCACAGAGCUGUCAGUCGUCUGUGGGGGGCUCCGAGGAGCGUGUCUAAUCAUAGGAAAGAAUGUGUUUUUACGCUUUAACUGUUGUUAAGGCCUUUUGUGUGUAUAAUCUCCUUGGGGAGUGGAUCAUUUUUGGUGCUUGAUUUAUCCGUAUUAGCUGUAGAAUGUUACGAUAUAGCAGAUGUGGCUUCUGUCAUUGUCCUUAAUGGAUCCAUAAAUAUAGUUUCUCUAUAUGUCGUCA